AUAUUGAAAAAGGGGCAAAUCACUUCUCCAUCCUCAUUCCUCACCCCGUAGCAGCAUCGAGUUCUCAUGAGAUGAGAAAAAUGGCUGCUUAGCUGUUCAGCAGACUGGACCUCACCAAGGCUUUUCUUUCUUCCUUUGCAGCGAUCCGGUGCAGCUAGGUUCCGCAUCCAUGGACGGGUUCGGCAACGACUUCUUCAGUCCUCGGAACGCCGACGACGUGUUUCCUGAGUUAUUUGGCUCGCGUUCAGUCAGAGAAGUUAAGGGGAUGGAGUAUUUGUUCCCUAAUGAGAUAUUCCAUUUCCAUUCUCGAAACCACCGCUUCAGUCCUCGGUUUGCUGGGUUCUUUGGCUCCCGUUCAGCAAUGCGUGUCUCUACCUUGCGGACAGGUUCCUCGUCGUCCAGUAUUUUUGGCACAAAGCCACCGGCCGUGGAAACAAAGCUGCCCUGCAAACUUGAAGAUCUAUAUGCCGGUGCAACGCGCAAGAUGAAGAUAUCCAGGAGCAUUGUGAAGCCUAACGGGCAACUAGGGACCGAAACAGAGGUUUUAACAAUCAACAUAAAGCCUGGCUGGAAGAAGGGGACCAAGAUCACAUUCCCGGACAAGGGCAAUAAGCAGCCGAACCAGCUCCCUGCCGACAUCGUCUUUAUCAUCGAUGAGGAGCCCCAUGAUGUGUACACAAGAGAAGGCAAUGAUCUCCUGGUCUACAAGAAGAUCGACUUGGUGGAUGCCUUGGCAGGAACCACUGUUAAUCUGAAGACCCUCGAUGGGCGUGACCUGGCGAUUCAGAUCAUCGAUGUGGUGACGCCUGGGCAUGAGCUUGUGAUCGCAAAGGAAGGGAUGCCUUUUUCCAAGGAGAAUGGGAGAAGAGGCAAUCUGAGGAUCCAGUUCGACGUCAAUUUCCCCAAGAGGUUAUCGGCAGAGCAGCGGCGCAACAUUAGGAAGGAUCUUGGAGGUCAACCUCAGCAGCAGUGAGCACAUUUCAAAACAAAUUCGCAGACUAAUUCAGAUGUUCUCCUCGUUCGCUCUCUUAAGCUGGCUUGUAUGUGUAAUUAUUUUUGCUAUGUGUUUGGUCUGCGAUCUUCCCCUCUGUUGGAUAAAUAGCAAUUCCAAAGUCUACAUGUGUAAUAGGGGAAUGCUGUCUUUCUCUCAUCCUUCCCCCCCCAAAGAUUAAAACAGUUAUGCUAUUGUAUGAAAAGAUUGGGUUCCUGAAGUUUAUCAAAUGCUUGCUAUGUU
Messenger RNA from Phragmites australis (common reed), 1234 nucleotides. RefSeq lists its product as uncharacterized. The record is from RefSeq and is a predicted model, not a curated record. Gene Ontology annotation, cellular component: cytosol. Bases 170 to 973 code for a protein of 267 amino acids. Gene Ontology annotation, molecular function: protein-folding chaperone binding. The transcript is spliced from 6 exons. NCBI's taxonomy places the organism in Eukaryota, Viridiplantae, Streptophyta, Magnoliopsida, Poales, Poaceae.